AACCCCUUCCGAACAAAAAAAAAAAAUAGAAAAACACAGCCACUCCCUCUCCCUUCCCUCCGCCUCCUUGAAGCCGCAGCCCUCACCCGCCCAAACAACACAAGUUUCCUUACACCACCCAAACUUUCUCUUUCUUCUUCUUCUUCUUCUUCCUAGACGUAGCUGCAAACCCUAGUCUUCCUCUCUAUCUCUCUCUCUCUCUCUCUCUCUCUCUCUCUCUGUUUCCUUCCACUGAAACUUCGUCGGCACAAUGUCUACCUUAGAAAUCGAAGCUCGAGAUGUCAUCAAGAUUGUGCUUCAAUUUUGCAAAGAGAAUUCUUUGCACCAAACGUUUCAAACGUUGCAGAGUGAGUGCCAGGUAUCUUUGAACACUGUUGACAGCGUUGAGACAUUUGUUUCUGACAUAAAUAGUGGAAGGUGGGAUGCAAUUUUGCCUCAAGUGGCUCAACUUAAGCUUCCCAGGAAUAAAUUGGAGGAUUUGUACGAGCAGAUUGUACUUGAAAUGAUUGAACUUCGAGAAUUGGAUACUGCUCGUGCUAUCUUAAGACAGACUCAGGUAAUGGGUGUAGUGAAGCAAGAACAACCUGAAAGAUUCUUGCGACUUGAGCACCUCCUUGUCAGAACCUAUUUUGAUCCAAAUGAGGCUUAUCAAGAGUCAACAAAAGAAAAACGGCGUGCUCAAAUUGCUCAAGCACUUGCUGCGGAAGUUAGUGUGGUGCCACCAUCAAGAUUAACAGCUCUAAUUGGUCAGGCUCUGAAGUGGCAGCAGCACCAAGGAUUGCUUCCCCCAGGAACACAGUUUGACUUAUUUCGGGGAACAGCUGCUAUGAAACAAGAUGUGGAUGACUUGUAUCCAACAACUCUUUCACACACAAUAAAGUUUGGGACAAAAAGUCAUGCAGAAUGUGCCCGGUUCUCACCAGAUGGGCAGUUUCUUGUCUCUUGCUCGGUUGAUGGAUUUAUUGAGGUGUGGGAUUACUUAAGUGGGAAACUCAAGAAGGAUCUUCAGUACCAGGCUGAUGAAAGUUUCAUGAUGCACGAGGAUGCUGUCCUCUGUGUUGAAUUUAGCCGAGAUUCAGAGAUGCUUGCAUCUGGGUCACAAGAUGGAAAGAUCAAAGUUUGGCGUAUUAGGACUGGGCAGUGCUUGCGCCGUCUUGAACGUGCACAUUCAAAGGGUGUCACCAGUGUUUCCUUCUCUCGUGAUGGAAGCCAGUUACUUAGUACAUCAUUUGACAGCACUACAAAAAUCCAUGGCCUAAAAUCUGGGAAGGCGUUGAAAGAAUUUCGUGGACAUUCAUCUUAUGUAAAUGACGCAAUCUUUACAAGUGAUGGAGCUCGUGUAAUUACUGCAUCUAGCGAUUGUACAGUCAAGGUCUGGGAUUUGAAGACUACAGACUGUCUGCAGACAUUCAAGCCACCUCCUCCUUAAGAGGGAGGUGAUGCUUCUGUGAAUUCUGUUCAUCUUUACCCAAAAAAUACAGAUCACAUCAUUGUAUGUAAUAAGACGUCAUCCAUUUAUGUCAUGACACUUCAAGGGCAGGUUGUGAAGAGCUUUUCAUCUGGUAAAAAGGAAGGUGGAGAUUUUUUGUCAGCUUGUGUGUCACCUAAAGGGGAAUGGAUUUACUGUGUUGGUGAAGAUAGGAAUAUGUACUGUUUCAGUCACCAAUCUGGUAAACUAGAGCAUCUAAUGAAGGUCCAUGAAAAGGAUGUAAUUGGCAUCAGUCACCAUCCUCACAGGAAUCUUGUCGCCACAUAUAGCGAAGACUGUACACUGAAGUUAUGGAAGCCUUGAAUCUCUGGUGACUUGUAUGUACUGUAUGUAAUUUCGUUUCCGGCUGCGUGAAGUUAGAUUGCUGACAUGCAUAUUUGGUUGGCAUUUGAGAAACAAAGUAUAAGCGGUGUCUGCAAAAACUCACUCAGACCCAGAGCCGAUUAGGAUGUUGGAUUCGUAACAUUUACUCAUCGAUCAAUCAUGGUUUGGACAUAUUGUAUAGCUUUUUACUAAGCAACAUCUGUAAUUUUGAUUCAUAACUCGUAUUCGUGUUAUGCACUCUAGAACCAAGAUUUGGCAUAAUCUGUUUUCGGUUAAAUCGAAUCAAGUGCUUAAUUUUAUA
This is a messenger RNA of Pyrus x bretschneideri (Chinese white pear), 2114 nucleotides long. RefSeq names its product suppressor of mec-8 and unc-52 protein homolog 1. The record is from RefSeq and is a predicted model, not a curated record. Gene Ontology annotation, molecular function: protein binding. Gene Ontology annotation, cellular component: precatalytic spliceosome. NCBI's taxonomy places the organism in Eukaryota, Viridiplantae, Streptophyta, Magnoliopsida, Rosales, Rosaceae. Gene Ontology annotation, biological process: mRNA splicing, via spliceosome. The transcript has 16 exons.